GUGUGGCCUCUGUGAUAUAAACUGGUGUAGCACUGUGCACCCCAUUCAUUCAACACCCGUGAUCCGAACUGCAAGGAUAUCAUCAGUACGUGCCAUUUUUCAUCUGGACAUUUCUUCAACAAUAAUGGGCACAAUGACGAAGAAGAAAAUUGGAAAUUCAAGCCCGAAAAAUACCAACAGUAUGAGAAGGAUGUUAAAGCCAGUUAUAGAGAAAAAAAGACGAGACCGAAUAAAUCAGAGUCUUAGCGAGCUAAGGAUUUUGUUACUGAACUACAAAUUAGAUUCGCGUUUACAGAACCCCAAACUGGAGAAAGCAGAGAUUCUAGACCUGGCUGUGGAAUAUCUUCAAAAAAGGACAGACAAACGAAGUAUAAGCAAUGAUUGUUCCUGCCAGGCUGUGUGUGGGCCGAAGGAGGUGCAGCAAGUUAUUCACAGUGAGGCCUCCAUGGCAGGCGCCCCCAGUCCCCCAACAGCAGCAUUCCCCAGGUCUGCUCUCCCUGCCAUCUACACGGCAGGCUUCCAGCAGUGUGUCUCUCACCUGGCUGGCUUCAUGGGCAGCAGCAGCCCCUUGGAGAAAAAGGGCUUCAUCCUCCUCCAAGGGCUGAAGAGCUACAUAGACAGUCAGUACCCAACCACAAACACCAGUACAGAGCAGCUGCAGUGCGCAUCCUCCUCGUCAUUAACAGACAUCCAUCUGAGGUCAGAUGGUAAGGAGAUGGCUCAUUGGGCGGACAUGGUGCCUGUGAGAGAGGGAUGCCGUCACUCUAAACAGGGGGCAGGUAUCUGUCUCCGCAAAUCCACUUUGUCGACCAACCACCUUUCUUUCUGCCAACCUAAUGGCCACUCGUACCCCUUGACACCUGACUAUCUCUCCUCACUGUCUCCUUGCCUUUCUUGUUCUUCUUCGGUUUUCACCACCCCUCCUCCAUACUCCUCGUUUCCCUGUCACCUUAGUUUCCCUCCCAGCCUGUCACCUAUUUCCUCCAACCCCUCAUCCUGCUCCGGAUCCCCGUCGCUACAUAACGUCCCUUCUCCUCCACUUGUUUUUUCACCCACCUUCCCUCUCUCAAGUCCUCCCGGCCUCCCUCUCCCGAGCCCCCCUCUCGUCCCCUUUCCCUCCCAUACGUCUCUGUGGUCCCCUGUGCCUGUACGAAGGCAAGAAUGAUUUAUUAGCUCCACACACGGGAGACCCUGGUAGAAAGCCAGGUGUGUGCAGAGGGACUAUGAAACAGUUCAACUGGACCAACGUUGGAGAAACUGACAAGAGGAGAGAGCCACCUGGUGGAGAUCAUGGAGGUAACCUGAACAUGACCCUGCUGCUGCUGACAUUAAUAUGGUGCUCUUCUCAUUUGAUCAACUUUCCUGAUCAUUUCUGAAAUGUUCCCCAUAUUUGUAACAUGUCUCUCUUUCAUUUUUUAGAUAGUCCUUGUAAAUAUGAAUUGCAUAAACUGUGUAUAAAUGU
This is a messenger RNA of Oncorhynchus keta (chum salmon), 1462 nucleotides long. Its product is annotated as hairy/enhancer-of-split related with YRPW motif protein 1-like. Gene Ontology annotation, biological process: regulation of transcription by RNA polymerase II; anterior/posterior pattern specification; regulation of neurogenesis. Bases 125 to 1165 code for a protein of 346 amino acids. Lineage: Eukaryota; Metazoa; Chordata; Actinopteri; Salmoniformes; Salmonidae. The record is from RefSeq and is a predicted model, not a curated record. The transcript is spliced from 4 exons. Gene Ontology annotation, cellular component: nucleus. Gene Ontology annotation, molecular function: DNA-binding transcription factor activity, RNA polymerase II-specific; protein dimerization activity; RNA polymerase II cis-regulatory region sequence-specific DNA binding.